This is a messenger RNA of Pungitius pungitius (ninespine stickleback), 4241 nucleotides long. RefSeq names its product FH2 domain containing 2 (gene fhdc2). Bases 295 to 3531 code for a protein of 1078 amino acids. The transcript is spliced from 12 exons. NCBI's taxonomy places the organism in Eukaryota, Metazoa, Chordata, Actinopteri, Perciformes, Gasterosteidae. The record is from RefSeq and is a predicted model, not a curated record.
CUGUGUGGAAGUUUCCCCGCAAGUUGAGAAAGAGAAGAGGACUGCAGAGACUAGAGCGGCACAAGUCACUGAGAUAAAGGGGAAACAAAAAGCUGAGAUUUACGCGUUAAUGUGUCGAGGUCUUCCGUACAAUUAAACCAGGAGCUCUUGUUGGCGUUUUGGGGAUUAACACCAAGAGUAACUUUAGUCGUUAUGGCAGGCUACAACUAUUGAUGGACUUUUGAAAAAAGACCAUUGACUGACUGAGUGGAGACCCCCCCCCCCAUCCCCCCCUCCUCAACACAUACAGCCCCUAUGCUCAUCAACCUGACGGUGGCCAUCAAGGAGUCUCGGGCCUUUCAUGGAACGCAGCCUGCCCACCCCGCCGUUGCCCCUGACACUGCAGGAGUGACAGCCAUGGAGUCGCGUCCGCCGCCUCCCCAGGCGACUCCACCACCACCUCCACCACCUCCCCCUCCGCCCCCUCCGCCACCACCUCCCGGGUCCUCCUCGCCGUUCAGCCGGGCCGACAGCGCCCGUCGGAGCCGGCUGAGGAAGCUGAACUGGGAGCGCAUCCCCAAGGAGAAGGUGGAGGGGAGGAAGAGCGUGUGGAACGGGGCGGCGCCGGGCGAGGACGAGUUCCCCAUCGACCUCCACUCUCUGGAUGAGCUCUUUAGUCAGAAGGACAGCAAGCCUCCGGACAGAACCAGCACCCUGAGGCGCCGGUCUGCUCUGCUGCGCUGCCGAUCCCCGCAGGGCACCUCAGAAGAGAUUUCCCUGUUGGACUCCAAACGCAGUAUGAACAUUGGAAUAUUUCUACGGCAGUUUAAGAUGCCUGCAAAUGAGAUAGUGGAGGACAUCAGGCGUGGUGCUGGAGACCGCUAUGGAGCCGAGAAGCUCACAGAGCUCUGCAAAUUGUUGCCUGACAAGGAGGAGGAGUCCCGGCUAAGGAGGUUCAGUGGGGAGCGGAGUUGGCUCGGAGAGCCUGAUCUGUUCCUGCUGCUGUUGGUGGAAGUCCCCAGUUUUCGGCUUCGUCUGGAUGCCAUGAUCCUGCAACAAGAGUUUGACCCUGCUGUGACCUCUCUGUGUGUGGCAGCCAGAUGUCUGAGGGAGGCGGCCAGAGAGCUGCUGAGUUGUCCUGAAUUACACUCUAUCCUUCGUUUGGUGCUGAAAGCAGGGAACUACAUGAACGCGGGAGGAUAUGCAGGGAACGCUGCUGGUUUCCGGAUUUCAUCGCUGCUCAAACUGGCUGACACCAAGGCCAACAAGCCGGGUAUGAAUCUGCUGCAUUUUGUUGCAAUGGAAGCUGUGAAAAAGGACCAGAGUUUACUGUCGUUUCCCAGCCAAAUAGACCAUGUUGGCUCCGCCUCCAGGUUGAGUGAGGAGUCUGUGGUGGAGGACUUGUCCAAGUUAAAAAGCAGAAUGGUAGCCCUCAAGGCAAACCUCCAAACUGAUGCAGAGAUUCAACAGUACACAAAGCUUUUCCUAGAGGUGGCUGAGGAGCGUCUGAAAGAGGCAGAGGAUGAGGUGGAGGGCAUGAGGAUGUCCAGUCAGGCUCUGGUGGAAUUCUUCUGUGAAGAUGACACCUUCAAACUCGAGGAGGCGUGCAGGGUCUUUAAUUUAUUUUGCCUGCGCUUCCAACGAGCUGUCCAGGAGAAUGCAGAGCGGGAGUUGAAGGAGCAGAAACGUCUGGAGCGCCAACGGGACAUGGUGGAAAAGCGCCGCUCCCUGGCUGUUUGCACGGGUCUGGAUCCGGGCCUGAGCCUCGGCAGAAAGCCUCAGAGUCAGGAGAACCAAGGGGAGCUGGAGAAACUGUUGGAGAAGAACUUGAGCUGCACCUGGAGUCGGCGUAGCCUGAAAAGCUCCGAGUCCCGCAGACAUCUCCAUCACCUGCACGGCGACGGCCAUCUCCACAACUCAUCGGUGCUCAAGAAAUUCCCCGAGCUCGGCAGCAGCCCCACGUCCACCGGUUAUGACUCCAACAGCUCUUACGAACACGAGACCGCCGCUGUACUUUGUACCUCCCCAGAGAGUGAUGGCACAUGCUUCCCCAUCCACCAAGAACCCAUUACGGGUCGAGGGAGCAGGCCAGAGGUCAAGUGGGCUGCCAACAGAAGCAUGGACGCGGUUCCGGACCCGCACAUCGGCAUGUUUGGUCACCCUCCGCACAGAUGUGGCUCCACAGUCGAGCAGCUCGGGCCCGAGAGCAUUUCUUAUGGACUAGAAGGCCAGUCGAAGACACCGGGACUUCAAAAAGAAGCCGAGAUUUCACACGCGUUUCCGGCGACCGGUGAAUCUUGUAAAAACUCUGCUGCUGAACCAACCGAUGAACCCGUCCUUUGUGUUAAAAGCCAAACCCCCACCCAUAGGCAGAGGUUUGGCCUGCCAGGUACAGACGAGACUCGGACCGUUCAGGGUACACCUAAUGGCUCUUGUGUGAAUGAGUCCGUACAUCACUCUCCUCACACACUUUCUCACGGUGGCAGCAGGUCUCGAUCAUGUGUAAAUGCUCCAGAGCGCCUUCGGCCCCAAUCGCAGGCGAGCGAGACGCCAAGUGCAACGCCAAGCGGUGUGGCGCCUUUGCCCGGUGUAGGUUUGACAAAGCCCCCAAACACAGAAGGGGCGUGCACACCUGCGGAGGGAGGAUGGACGCCCUCCAGUCAACCGGAGUUCAGCGAAUCGCAGCGAGAGGGGUACUCUGACUUGCCACGUCCCGAGAGGGAAGCGGUGGGGCCGUACUCCCGCGUGGGCGGAAACCUCGAGUGCCACACUCUGGUGAGAGGCCUCCGUUCCUACGACGCCCUGUCACCCGCAACCUCCCCGCUCCCACGAGCCGCCCCGAGCCACUGCUCCAAGUGGAGGAGAGAGAGGGAGGGUGACCUCCGAGCGGAGCUAACGCCGGGGUCUCCUGCGUCGAAGGAGGAGACUCGAAGCGUGAAGAUCCCCGUGCGAAGUGGAAUAGGGGCCAAAAGGGGACUGGUGUCCCGCGUAGGACCUUCCAAUAGCAGUAGCAUUCCCAGGGCGCGCUCCAAAACCGAGCCUUCACAUGGAGCUCCGACCUCCGCGAACCCACGCCCUCCCAGCAGGCUGUCUGGUCCUAGCAGCGCGUCCAUGCGCUCGUCGGUGCCUGCGGCGGCGGCGGCGGCUCCGGCAGAUGUUAAGCGGAGCAGUAGCACGCGGGAGAGGACUGUGCGCGAGCCCCGCGCCGCAGGGACUCCCGCCGUAACCCGCGGGACCUCAGACGGAUCGGAACCGGAGAAGGUCCCGGGCGGCACGCGCCCAGCGUUCGUCAGAGGAAGCCCUCUCCGCGUGUCGAAAAGACUCGCCCCGACCUCGGAGACGCAGGCGCCCUGCCAGCCCCGCGCCGCCCACAGCCCGUUCUCUGCCACGGCCAAGACCGUGCGCACGGCUGUCAUUUCUGCCGCCCUGAAUAAAACUGCCAAGACGACAGGCACCAGCCCCUCUCCUGCCAUCUCUAAAAUCCCCACAGUCUCUAGGAUGCCUGGUCCCAGAAUGCUGCGAGCUACUGCAGCUUCGCCAUUGUGGCGAUGAUGAUGAAUACGUGCUUCUUAUCUCUUUUAAAGGCCUUUUCACACUUUUGACGCUCUCAUCGACUUCAGCCUAAUAUUAAAAAAAGUGUUGUUAUUCAUGAGUGUGCAUCACAUUUUAAUCAGAACUUGGUUAACUUUUUCUAUGAAGUUCCACGUUAUAUAUUUAUGUAAGAGGGAGCCGCACUUGGGGCACCGGUGACAAUGAAUCUCAUGUGCUUCUCUCAAUAGCAGAAUAAAUCCUACCUCCUUUUUACACACACAUUUGUGUCCUUUGCAGGCAAUAGGAUACCACAGGACCAGGCGUCUUACAAUAACUCUUCACACAGAUAAAACGGCAUCAAUAGGAACAUUAGUAAAUAGGUCCAUAUUCAACCAGUCAGUUGAAAAACAUUACAUUUGGGAAACUGUUUCAUUCUCUUGACAAAAGUAGUUUUGUCCAAAUGUUUUGAAUGAUGUGACCCCCUCCGCUAAGUGGGACUGUACAGUCUCACUAAACUCAACAAUGGACUCGGUACAAUAUUGACCUGUUCAUCCUAUUGUGGAGAGGGCUCAUUGUUCUAAUGCACUUUAAAAACUGCAAGGAGAUGAUUACUAUAAUUUUUCUAAUUUUGUAUCAAAAGAUUAUAUAACUUAAUUGAAUAGCCUUGGUUGUUAUUCACUGUUUUAUCUGGAUUUAUUCAAAAAUAAGAGAAGAUGAAUAAAGAUGGUAUU